CAUCGUGCUAUUCCAUUUCCUAUCCUGCUUACGCCUGCCUGCAACCCUUCUUCCUUUCCCGGGUUGGUGCAACAAUACCUCUCUACAGAUACUUGUGCCCAUAGUCUCAUUUUUCUUUCUUGUAGCCCGAGGAAAGAAGUCUGCGAAAGCAGGGAAACCCAACUGCAGCAUCGAGCAAGGGCAGCAUUCCCCUAUUACCGAGAGGAAGAAAGAAAGAAAAUAAAAAAGUCGACAAGUGACAGACAAUGUCUUGUCGCGGCCUCUGCUAGCAUCGAUCGGGUUCCCUUUUUUCCUCACCUUUCUCUCAACACCACCCCCUCUUCCUCCCUCCCUCCUUCGCUCAACAAUAGCUCUUCCUGUCUUGAAGGGCUUGAUCCUCACCCCCAUCUUUUUCGUCUGUUGCUUACUCUCACCAUCUUAAUACCCCCCCCCCUCCCAAAAGCUCUUAGACGAAUACGAAUUACUAUCUUGAUUUCCAUCUUUCACCGUUUCGUCGCAAGAGACCCCCGUCGCAUCCGACGUAGUAUGUGAACUGCCUCUCGCAGUCUCCUCGAGAUACCUUACCACCACUAUGGCGAACGUCUCUGGGCAAAACGAUGCGGCGCCGGCCGUAACCGAGUCCAUCUCCGAAUCCUCCCAGUCGUACGGCAAACCCGCUUCGCGAAACGGCUCCUCCGAGACGAUCAACGUCGACGGCAACAAGUCCUUGACCUGGACUGUCGAGAACCUCCUUCUGAAUGACCCUGCAGCAAAAAAAGCCAAUAGGACUUGCGGUUUUGCUGGGUUUGGCGCAUCAGACGCACCAUCAACUCACACGAUCCCCUUGUACAAUGUCCUCUGGGCCGAACAGACGAACCAGACCCUCGUAAUCGACUAUGCCCAGCAGGUUACGAAGAACAGAGUCCAAGCCGCGACUUGGACCUUUGCCGUCGACGAAGCCGAUGGUCCCGACGUCCAGGCAUGGGUCGACACGCUCAUGACCAAGGCGUACGGGCCCGCGAAGCGAUCCAAGAGAGCCAAGGUCCUGGUCAACCCGCACGCGGGACCGGGAGGCGCCGAGAAGAAGUGGCGCGUCGACUGCGAGCCCCUAUUCAAGGCCGCGCGCAUGCCCAUGGAUGUUGAGCUGACGACCUACUCGGGCCAAGCACUCGAGAUUGCGCGGGGGGUCGACAUUGACGCGUUUGACACCAUCGUCACCUGCUCGGGCGACGGCUUGGCUCACGAGGUCUUUAAUGGCUUGGGCCAGCGUCCGGACGCGGCGCAGGCGCUCCAGAAGGUCGCUGUCUCGCAUAUUCCCUGCGGCUCGGGCAACGCCAUGAGCAUCAACCUCUACGGCUCGUACCGGCCAUCAAUCGCCGCCCUCGCCAUCAUCAAGGGCGUCGAGACACCGAUGGAUCUGAUCAGUAUCACACAAGGGGACAGGCGGACGCUCAGUUUCUUGAGCCAGGCGCUUGGUGUCGUGGCCGAGAGCGACCUGGCCACCGAGCACUUGCGGUGGAUGGGCGGCGCGCGUUUCACCUGGGGGUUCCUCGUAAGGAUCUUUGAGAAGAAGUGCUACCCGUGCGAUCUUGCCGUAAAGGUGGAAAUCGAGGAUAAACCCGGCGUCAAGGAGCACUACAGACAGUACACGCACAGGCCGUCAUCGACGAGCCUGGACACGGCCGAGGCCCCGAGGGCGCAGAACGCCGAUGCCGUCCCGAGCCGGGAUGCCGAGCCGCAUGGCCUGCCGCCAUUGAGAUUUGGCACCGUCAACGACGACCUACCCGAGGGAUGGGAACUGAUACCCCACUACAAGUUGGGCAACUUUUACUGUGGGAAUAUGGCGUUCAUGGCCCCCGACGCCAACUUUUUCGCCGCCGCACUUGUCAACGACGGGCUCAUGGAUGUCGUCUGCAUCGACGGCGAUAUGUCUGUCCCCGCCCAGCUGAGCAUGCUCCUGUCGGUCGAGAGCGGAAAGUUCUUUGACAACUCUCUGGUUUCGUACCGCAAGAUCUCGGCUUACCGUAUCAUCCCGCGGAACCAAAAAGACGGCUACAUCAGCAUCGACGGAGAAAAGGUGCCGUUCGAGCCCUUCCAGGCAGAGGUCCAUCCGGGUCUGGCGAGAGUCAUCUCGAAGAACGGCAAGUACGAGGCGCCUGGUCCCACGGGCUGGCAGAAUGGCAGGGUUGGAGCCUAGAUGGCAGCGGUCACGCUCGUCCUGGACCUAUGUGCGUGGUGGUUAGCUAUUGAGGCAUCUAUUGCCGGAAGCGGUUGAAGUAAUGGGUUGCUAUAGCGUUUUUGUUUCUUGAAAAGUCGAGAUACCCAGAUAGACCAAAGAUGGGGAAGAGCACGACUUGUCGCCCGGCUGCUGAUUGAAUGCACAUAAGCAGGCAGGCCUGGCUGGCACGAGACAAGCCAUUUGGUUAUCACUGUAUAAUAUAGAAUAGCGUCGCAGACAUAAUGACUUGCU
Colletotrichum destructivum is the source of this 2449-nucleotide messenger RNA. RefSeq names its product Putative diacylglycerol kinase, catalytic domain, inorganic polyphosphate/ATP-NAD kinase. Gene Ontology annotation, cellular component: membrane; intracellular membrane-bounded organelle; cytoplasm. The record is from RefSeq and is a predicted model, not a curated record. Gene Ontology annotation, biological process: phosphorylation; sphingosine biosynthetic process. The transcript is spliced from 4 exons. Bases 572 to 2176 code for a protein of 534 amino acids. NCBI's taxonomy places the organism in Eukaryota, Fungi, Ascomycota, Sordariomycetes, Glomerellales, Glomerellaceae.